Messenger RNA from Cottoperca gobio, 3604 nucleotides. It is a transcript of the gene pcyt1aa, whose product is annotated as phosphate cytidylyltransferase 1A, choline a. The coding region runs from base 175 to 1287 and encodes 370 amino acids. Gene Ontology annotation, molecular function: phosphatidylcholine binding; choline-phosphate cytidylyltransferase activity. Gene Ontology annotation, biological process: CDP-choline pathway. Lineage: Eukaryota; Metazoa; Chordata; Actinopteri; Perciformes; Bovichtidae. The record is from RefSeq and is a predicted model, not a curated record. The transcript has 9 exons. Gene Ontology annotation, cellular component: endoplasmic reticulum.
GACCUGUCAGCGUUGUAGAAUAAGCUGUCACUGACACUGCUCAUAAUUUGUCUGUCCUUCUGGAAACGUUAGUUUCAGUUUUCGGUCAACAAAACGGCGGGCGUCUGACUUACAGAAUUGUUCGUACUUCCCGUUGUUGCUGGUGUCAGCUAACCAGCGCACUAACGGCUAAAGAUGGAGGCCCAAAGCUCCAGCGAGAUGUUGCUGUCCAGAAAGAGAAGAAGAGAGGCCUCCAAUCGGGAGACUGAAGAGGGAGAGAGGCUUGGGAAAAUCCCCAGAUGUACUGUGGGAUUGAAGCACCCUGCACCUUUUGCAGAUGAGUUGGAGCCAGCUGUUAAUAAACCCUACGUGAGAGUCAACAUGGAGGAGGCGAAGAGGGGAACUCAUCUUGACAGACCGGUGCGGGUGUAUGCAGAUGGUAUCUUUGACGUUUUCCACUCGGGUCACGCCAGAGCACUCAUGCAGGCUAAAUGCCUCUUCCCGAAUACACACCUCAUCGUAGGAGUGUGCAGUGAUGACUUGACCCACAAAUACAAGGGCUUCACAGUGAUGAAUGAGGAUGAGCGAUACGAUGCCAUCAGUCAUUGCCGCUAUGUGGAUGAAGUGGUGCGGAACGCUCCCUGGACGUUAACGCCAGAGUUCCUUGCAAAACAUCGCAUUGACUUUGUGGCCCACGACGACAUCCCAUACUCCUCAGCAGGCAGUGAUGACGUGUACAAGCACAUCAAGGAAGCCGGUAUGUUCGCUCCCACCCAGCGGACAGAGGGCAUCUCCACCUCUGACAUCAUCACACGCAUAGUCCGUGAUUACGACGUGUACGUCAGACGCAACCUGCAGAGAGGAUACACAGCGAAGGAACUCAACGUCAGCUUCAUUAAUGAGAAGAAGUACCAUCUGCAGGAGCGCGUGGACAAAGUGAAGAGGAAGGUACGUGACGUGGAGGAGAAGAGCAAAGAGUUCGUCCAGAAGGUGGAGGAGAAGAGCAUCGACCUCAUCCAGAAAUGGGAGGAGAAAUCCAGAGAAUUCAUCGGCAACUUCCUGCAGAUGUUUGGCCCUGAGGGCGCUCUGAAGCACAUGCUGAAGGAAGGGAAGGGCCGCAUGCUGCAGGCCAUCAGCCCGAGGCAGAGCCCCAACAGCAGCCCCACCCGUGAGGAGCGCUCCCCCUCUCCCACCUUCCGCCUCCCCUUCUUCGCCAAGACCUCCCCACCUCCCUCGCCUCCGCCCCACCACAGCGGAGCCCGCGGAUACCUCAUCAGCGAGGACGACGACGAAGAAGACGAAAACUAGAGCACACUGGAAUCCAUCGCUGUGGUCGGGCCGCAGUCACACGUUACAAGUUAACUGAGCUGUUGAGCAACAUGGUUUUCAUCGAGCUCCUGCUUCCAUUUGUUUGUUUGUUUAUGAUUUAACUUUUUUUUAGAACUUGGUACCUGUAAUAGCAAGUUUCUCCACAGCUCUUGUUUUUAACAGCAUUUUGUCCUCUUUUGUUUAUGUGUAACAUAAGGUCAGUAGAAGAUACCACUAGUCACCAGAGGUCUUUGAAAAGUAGUCUCAUUUAUCUCAGCCACUUUUGAUGUUGAGUUAGUCGCUCACUGUCACUUAGGAGUAUUUGCAGGGAUGCACUCUUCCAUCUAUGACGGUAUUCUUAAAGUUGGCGUUGUAGUGCGGUAGAGGUUUGUGCUUUUGUUUUUGUCAUGGCUUUUAGCGGGAGGGCUCGUAAGCUUUUGGUCACUUGCUGGAACAGCACAUCUGCUUUGUUGUGGGAGAGGUGAGCUGAGAGCUUGUGAAUACACGGUUGAAUAUCUCCGGGGAGAUGUCUUCAGAGCAGGUCCGAAAGACUGGACGUUGAAACGAUCUGCUCAUGUGGGGCAGUUUAUAUUCUGCUCAUACUAACAAGAAACCAACAUGACAGUUUUUAGAAAAAAACAGGAAAACUCUGGAUUAUGUCAAAUCUGAGCUGAACCUGGGAGUCGAGUUAUACGUCUACUAAACUGCAGCUUUUUCCCAAGUUUGUCUGCCUGCUUCGGGGUUAUGCGUGUAUGUGCAUGUGAUGUUUGUGCGUGCAAGCUCUUACGUCGGCAUGUUCGAAACGUCUUUGUCGACCAUCUGAUGACAGAUCUGGGUUCAGCUUUGACUUUACUGCAUAUAGUAAUCAAUUUGCUUUUAAAAAUGUUUUUGUCUGUGGACAAGAAUCAGUCUUUGGAAGACUAGUUUUAAACUGGACGCCUUUUCUCGUGGCGUGAAAAGAAAGUCUCUCAAGGACGACCCAUUUAAAUGUUAAUGUAGAAAUACUUAUUUUUGUAGAUUUCAUCCGUCUUUAUCCUCUGUACAGAUGAUGAUCUUAAUCAAAAAGAUUAACAUCAUUAAUCUCUGUUUAGAAGUGCUUUGACAGUUUGAGCAGUGAAUCAACAUGAGCCAGGCUGGAGUUGUAUGUUAUAUUUUUCUUUUUUUGUAAUGCAGACCCUGCAUCACCUGGCCCUGUAGGGAAGACAUAAUGUUCAUCUGUUACACACAAUAGGAAGUGUUAAGUUUUAAUAUAUCAAAGAAGACCUGAGAACUGUCUAAAUGCCCUACUUUCGCAUAAGAAAUGACCAUUUACGGUUUGCUGUGAGUCAUAAGCACACUUUUAUGAAUAAGGCCUCCUCAUUAGUAGCACACAUGCAUGGCAAAAUAAAAAAGGCCGUCCCAAACAUUUAGGGCUUUGGGAUUUUCCAAAUAUUUCACCAGUCUGCAGGACUUCUGCUUAACUGAACUUUGCGACAGUUCGAAGUUUACUGCACUGUGUCACGUAGUGGUGUAAGCGGUUAAAAAUUAUGUAUCAAUGAAACUCCAGAUCAACGUUUAUGUAGCUACCUCCUUCCCUGAACUGAUUUUGUUUCUUGAGAUGAGCACAAUGUAAGAGCAUUGUUUCCUUUCUGGUCGGAGCCAUUGUUGCAGCACUGAAACGAUGCGUCUGGGUCAAAUAUUUGAUAUUUUCCGGCCUCAGUGUGUUUGUCCUGCAUCUCCGGUGAUUAACGCAUGUGUUGUGUCUCCUAUAUAACUGAAAAAUGAAACAUCACAGCUGAUCUGAAGAUGUAAUGCAAUACUGUGAGAUGACUCUAAUAUAAAUGUUGACAGAUGUCCGAUUUAUCUGUUCUAGGCUUGGUUUCCCAAAAAGUACUUAUGGUUUAAAUAAAUCUUUGUUGCAGCGACAAAGACUCGGCCUCUAUUCUUGUGGCUGUAAAUCAGAUUUUAAGGUUAGGAAAUAAGUCUGUUUCCCAGUUAUUAAUUCCUACUUUUGGAAUUAAAAAUACAAAACCUGUAUAAUUUGCUGAGCAAAUCCAGCCGUGAUUUUGGUGCUAAGCUACUUUUGGGAACUCUCGCCUCGAUUCUUGUGGAAUCUGUUCCUUUAAAUCAGUGUGAACGACUCGGUAAGAGCAUGUCCACGAGUUCAAGGUGGCAAAGACGAUAAGCCAAUAACGGUCACUACUGCUAUAUACACAAAUAAAUGUUUUAAUCAUGUAUUAUUUUACUGUAUGAGGUUAUUUUUGUUUUUAGUCCUGAUGUAGAGGAAAAGCAAGACAGGAAAAAUGUAUUAAACAUGUUGGCCAAAGCAUUUCUUUAA